Molecule: messenger RNA, 1146 nt
Organism: Spodoptera frugiperda (fall armyworm)
Lineage: Eukaryota; Metazoa; Arthropoda; Insecta; Lepidoptera; Noctuidae
Gene: CSN5
Product: COP9 signalosome complex subunit 5
Exons: 6
Coding region: 1-1047 (348 amino acids)
Biological process (GO): protein deneddylation
Cellular component (GO): COP9 signalosome; cytoplasm
Molecular function (GO): deNEDDylase activity; metallopeptidase activity; protein binding
Source: RefSeq, a predicted model, not a curated record
AUGGCAUCUACAAGUGCCGAUUCGCAGUCGUCCAUCGCACAGAAAACAUGGGUUAUGUCGAAUAACAUCGAAACUGUAUCCAGUGUGGACGAAAUCUAUCGUUAUGAUAAAAAACAACAACAGGACAUUCUUGCGGCUAAGCCUUGGGAGAAAGAUCCGCACUUCUUCAAAGAUAUCAAGAUCUCUGCUUUAGCUCUUCUCAAGAUGGUGAUGCAUGCUCGUUCCGGAGGUACCUUGGAAGUUAUGGGAUUACUUUUAGGUAAGGUAGAUGCAAACACAAUGAUAGUAAUGGAUUCCUUCGCUCUGCCUGUGGAGGGUACGGAGACCAGAGUGAAUGCUCAAGCACAGGCUUAUGAGUACAUGACUGCAUACAUAGAAGCUGCUAAGCAGGUUGGUCGUCAUGAGAAUGCCAUCGGCUGGUACCACAGCCACCCUGGCUACGGCUGCUGGCUGUCCGGCAUUGAUGUCUCCACACAGAUGCUGAACCAGAACUUCCAGGAACCAUUCGUAGCCAUCGUCAUUGAUCCCGUUAGAACUAUCUCCGCUGGCAAAGUCUGCCUUGGUGCUUUUAGGACUUAUCCCAAGGGCUACAAACCAGCAAACGAGGAGCCCUCGGAAUACCAGACAAUCCCCCUCAACAAGAUUGAGGACUUCGGAGUGCAUUGCAAGCAGUACUAUUCACUAGAAGUGUCCUACUUCAAGUCCUCAUUGGACCGCAGACUACUGGACUCUCUCUGGAACAAGUAUUGGGUGAACACUCUGAGCAGUUCCAGUCUGAUCACUAAUGCUGACUAUACUACCGGACAAAUAUUUGACUUGUCGGACAAACUGGAGCAGAGUGAAGUUUGUCUUGGCCGCGGUGGAUUCAUCGUCGCCGGCGCUGACCCACAUGAAAAGCGAACUGAAGAUAAACUAGGCAAGGCGACCAAGGACGCCUGCAAGACUACCAUCGAGGUGAUCCACGGCCUCAUGGCGCAGAUGAUCAAAGACAGACUGUUCAACAGCGUCAGCGGACGACCUGCACCCGCCACACCCAUGAUUGAGUGAAAUAAAUAUUUAAGACUUUUCUAACUUAAUAAAUGUAUCAGUGAUCUAUGUAUGAAGGGUGUUUAAGAAAUAAAAGCAACCAAUUUGAUUAUAUAAACA